Molecule: messenger RNA, 2276 nt
Organism: Monopterus albus (swamp eel)
Lineage: Eukaryota; Metazoa; Chordata; Actinopteri; Synbranchiformes; Synbranchidae
Gene: trit1
Product: tRNA isopentenyltransferase 1
Exons: 11
Coding region: 105-1535 (476 amino acids)
Biological process (GO): tRNA modification
Cellular component (GO): mitochondrion
Molecular function (GO): zinc ion binding; tRNA dimethylallyltransferase activity; nucleic acid binding
Source: RefSeq, a predicted model, not a curated record
UGCCACAGUAACGGCUGGCUGUUGCCUGGAAACAACCCACCUCACCUCUCUUCGCCCAUUGCGCAUGCGCACGGACGUCAGCUGGGAGCAGAGCAAGCGGCAUCAUGGCGGCAGCCAGUCGCGGCGUGCAGUGUACUUUUCGGAGAGCGAUGGCUCCGUCGUUGGUGGUUAUUUUGGGGGCUACCGGCACCGGAAAGUCCAAGCUGGCUAUCGAGAUCGGAAAACGGCUUCAGGGAGAAAUAAUCAGCGCCGACGCCAUGCAGGUGUACCGGGGCCUGGACAUCAUCACCAAUAAGGUGAAACCCGAGGAGCUCACCCAGUGCAGACAUCACAUGAUCAGCUUUGUGGACCCACUAGUUAGCAGCUACACGGUGGUGGACUUCAGGAACAAAGCCCUGGCUCUAAUAGAUGACAUGCACAGCAGAAACAAACUGCCAGUCAUUGUAGGAGGAACAAAUUAUUUCAUUGAGUCUCUGCUGUGGAAAAUCCUGCUGGAUACUGGGCAACAGAACGAGAACUUGGGGGAUGGAGGAGAUGGAACUCCAGACAGGAAAAUGGAGCUGGAAAGACUGGGUGGAGCAGAGUUACACAAACAACUGGAGAAGGUGGACCCCAAAAUGGCUGCCAUGUUGCACCCCAAUGACAAACGCAAGCUUGCCAGGAGCCUGCAAAUCCAUGAGGAGACAGGUGUUCCCCAUAGUCACUGGCUGGAGGCGCAGAAGGGACAGGAAGGAGGCGAUGGGUUGGGGGGGCCACUGAGAUACCCAGAUUCCUGCAUAUUCUGGCUGCAAGCUGAUAUGGAGGCUCUAGACAAGCGGUUGGAUGUUCGUGUAGAUGAGAUGUUGUCAUCAGGACUGAUAGAGGAGCUCAGAGACUUCCAUAUCCGCUACAAUCUGCAGAAAGUCCAGGAUGACAGCCAGCGCUAUCAAGAAGGGAUUUUCCAGUCAAUUGGUUUUAAGGAGUUUCAUGACUACCUCACGGCUCCAGAAAGCAGCACCCAGCAGGAGAAAGACACAUUACGAGAAAAAGGUAUAGAAGCUGUGAAGACUGCUACAAAGCAUUAUGCACGCAAACAGAAUAAAUGGGUCCGUAACCGCUUCCUCAAACGACCAGGAGGCAGUGUACCAGCAGUGUAUGGCCUGGAUGUGACAGACCUGUCGAGGUGGGAGGAGAUGGUGCUGAACCCUGCACUGCAGAUACUGGAGUGUCUCAGUAAGGGAGAGGAGCCAACAAUUCCACCAAUCAGAGUUCAGAGAGCGGAGGAGAGAAACAAGCGGAGUCGUCACACAUGUGAUAUUUGUGACAAAGUGAUCAUCGGUGACCUAGAGUGGACAGCUCACCUGAACUCCAAGAAGCAUCGCUACCAUGUGAAAAAAAAGAGGAAGCCUGAUCCAGCCUGUGACCAUGCUCAGAGCAGUGCUGCAGCUCCUGCCUCUGCAGGAGAGACUCUCUCAGGGGACACUUGUGCUACUGUUGCCCCAGGAUGCAGUGAAACCUCUCAGGAGUUUUGGGACAACACACCAGUGACAGUUUAACAACUGCGCCAACUGGACUGCAUACAUCUUCUCUGAGAUUCUAUCCUUUGUUCUGCAUUGUUUCUCUUUUAGUCUUUAGAGAAUCACAAAUGCAUCCACGUCUUUUUUUAACAUAGAAGGCCCCCCUGGGAGGGUCUUCUCCCUGCUCUCUUGCUUCCCACUGAGUUGCAUUAAUUCCAUUAAAACAUAACUUGAAAGCACUUAAAUUUCAACUGGAUGAAAGUCCUCCUUUUCCUACAGAGAAAUUCAUAAUACCGUUCCUUGCUGAAUGUGGAUAACAAUGAACAUUUUUGAACAUUUCUUUUAACAUUCAUGAAGAUUUGAACUCAGAAGGAUACAUUUAAUGUUUUAUGGCAUGUACAGCUAGAGAAGUGUGCAUUUUAAGGACUGUUUUUAUUUUAAGGACUGUUUUUGUCACUGUCUUAAAACCUUGGUUAAAUUGAAAUUAUUUUUCAAUUUUUACUGAAUGUGCCUUAACCAAAGCAGAGGUCUUUCAUAUGGCUGGUAUUGAAAGAAAAUCUUCCAUUUCAUAAAUAUUACUGUUUCAAGAUUUAAGAUUCUUUGUCUUUUAUUAAGCUUAACCAACAUGCACCCUUAACUUCAUACAGCUAGUGUUUAAAUCUUAAAUAAACCAAAGGAUCUUACAUUUUCUCAGCCACUGGAUGAUGUUUUGUGUUACUAAAGUGAAAAACAAUCCACAUGAAUUCAGCUCUCUCAGUGAGACCUCGCUGUCAAGCUUGC